Molecule: messenger RNA, 591 nt
Organism: Caenorhabditis briggsae
Lineage: Eukaryota; Metazoa; Nematoda; Chromadorea; Rhabditida; Rhabditidae
Exons: 2
Coding region: 1-591 (196 amino acids)
Molecular function (GO): zinc ion binding
Source: RefSeq, a predicted model, not a curated record
AUGGAAAAUCCGGAAAAAUUUUUCUGCAAAUGGGACACCUGUCGCGCUGAAUUCAGCUCUCAACUCGAUAUGGGGCUUCACGUCCUCACCAAUCAUCUGGAAAUCCUCGAUUAUGGACAUUUUGUGCUCCAGAAGAGCGUCGUCAAGGCUCCAGAAGAGCCGGCGGCGAAGAAGCCGAGAAUCGAGGCUCCAGAGUCUUCUAGAACAUUUUUAGAACCUCGAGAGUCGUUCCCGACGUCUUCUGAACUCCAAUUUCCACGUCUUCAGGAUUCUAGAAAGUGUUCUAGAGUUCUAGAAUUGGAGGAUGAAACUGAAUACGUGGAGAAUUCUGUGGGCGAGAAGACUAAAAUUCCCAGGCAAAUGGAUUCAGAUGAUGCUGUGGCGAUGCCAAUUUUAGAGAAAAUAGUUCCAGUGGAAACUUCGAGAAAAGUUCGUGAAAUCCGUGCGGGGAAAAUGCUGAGAAAUGGGCUGGAAAAAGCUAUAACAAUCACUGGAAACAAGCAAAAUUCACCUGAAAAAACCGGAAAAAUCCAUGGAAAAUCAUCUGAAAUCAGUGAGAAAGGACUGAAAAUUAAUCUAAAAAAUCAGUAA